This is a messenger RNA of Ailuropoda melanoleuca (giant panda), 1931 nucleotides long. RefSeq names its product CYFIP related Rac1 interactor B (gene CYRIB). The coding region runs from base 295 to 1251 and encodes 318 amino acids. The record is from RefSeq and is a predicted model, not a curated record. Gene Ontology annotation, biological process: regulation of actin filament polymerization. NCBI's taxonomy places the organism in Eukaryota, Metazoa, Chordata, Mammalia, Carnivora, Ursidae. The transcript has 13 exons. Gene Ontology annotation, molecular function: small GTPase binding.
UCAAGGUUACCGAGUUGGACCACUGAGCAAAGUUCCUGAGCUUCCCUCUGAUGGGAUCAUCUCAGGAUGCCUCCAUCUCAAUCCAUCAUGGCAGCAGAAGAAAUGAGGACUCUGUUGAUGCCUCAACCUUUGGGUCCAUCUAGCCAUUGGAAAUGAACUCAGCACUUGUCUGACUCUCACUCCAAGUCCAGGCCUUGGUGACUGUGUUCCCGUGAGACCCCUUUGAGCCCCUCUUGGGCCUUCAGUUCUCUUCAGUGUAAAAUGUUAGAUUGAAGAUGAAUUCGAAGGUCCCUUAUGUGUCUAAAAUUAGAUAGAAGGACAAGAACAGAAUCACCAGCACUGGCUGAAGAUGCCCAGCCUACAGAAUCUGAGAAGGAAAUUUAUAAUCAGGUGAAUGUAGUAUUAAAAGAUGCAGAAGGUAUCUUGGAGGAUUUGCAAUCAUAUAGAGGAGCUGGCCAUGAAAUACGAGAGGCAAUCCAGCAUCCAGCAGAUGAGAAGUUGCAAGAGAAGGCUUGGGGUGCAGUUGUCCCACUAGUAGGCAAAUUAAAGACAUUUUAUGAAUUUUCUCAGAGGUUAGAAGCAGCACUAAGAGGUCUUCUGGGAGCCUUGACAAGUACCCCAUACUCUCCCACGCAGCAUCUAGAGCGAGAGCAGGCUCUUGCCAAACAGUUUGCAGAGAUUCUUCAUUUCACACUCCGGUUCGACGAGCUCAAGAUGACAAAUCCUGCCAUACAGAACGAUUUCAGCUAUUAUAGAAGAACAUUGAGUCGUAUGAGGAUUAAUAACGUCCCAGCAGAAGGAGAAAAUGAAGUAAAUAAUGAAUUGGCAAAUCGAAUGUCUUUGUUUUAUGCUGAGGCAACCCCAAUGCUGAAAACCUUAAGUGAUGCCACGACAAAGUUUGUAUCAGAGAAUAAAAAUUUACCAAUAGAAAAUACCACAGAUUGUCUAAGCACCAUGGCUAGUGUAUGCAGAGUCAUGCUCGAAACACCGGAAUACAGAAGCAGAUUUACAAAUGAAGAGACGGUGUCAUUCUGCUUGAGGGUAAUGGUGGGUGUCAUAAUACUCUAUGACCAUGUACAUCCAGUGGGAGCAUUUGCCAAAACUUCAAAGAUUGAUAUGAAAGGUUGUAUCAAAGUUCUGAAGGACCAACCUCCCAAUAGUGUAGAAGGUCUUCUAAAUGCUCUCAGGUACACAACAAAACAUUUGAAUGAUGAGACUACCUCCAAGCAAAUCAAGUCCAUGCUGCAGUAACAGUCGAGGAGUGCGCACCUGCUGUGGACGGAAGACAGUAUUCUGCAGUGACUGGGAAUGCACAGUUUUUAGUGAUUGCAAUUACUAUCUCAUGUACUCUUGCUUUUUAUUUCUUGCCUCUGUUCCUCUUCCCUCUUUUUUAAUCAUGUUCUCGUUCUUAAGACUUUUUUUCUGUGCCAAAAUCAGUAAAGUCAUACUCUGAAGGGAUGUUGUCCUUUCAGAUGGGCCAGCUAAGGCAGCUAAUUAUGCAUUGCAUUGGGAUCUCUACUGAGAAAAAUUCUGUGACUUGAACUAAAUAUUUUUAAAUGUGGAUUUUUUUUGAAAACUAAUAUUUAAUAUUGCUUCUCCUGCAUGGCAAAACUGCCUAUUCUGCUAUUUAAAAACCCUCAAUGACUUUAUUUUCUACUGCCGCUUUUUUCAUGUGCAGCCAAAAUGAAAAUGUUUAAAUUAACUGUGUUGUACAAAUGGUACCCAACACAAACUUUUUUUAAAUUAGUAAGACUUUUGUUUAAAGUUUUAAGUUUGCAUUUGACUUUUUUUGUAAGGAUGUAUGUUGUGUGUUUAACCUUUAUUAACUAACGUUAAAAACUGUGAUGUGUGCGUAGAAUAUUACGUAUGCAUGUUCAUGUUUAAAGAAUGGCUGUUGAUGAUAAAAUAAAAAUCAGCUUUCAUUUUUCUAA